AUGUCGUUAUUACCGUUGCUAUAUUCUGCUUGGUGGGCAGACUUGGACCGUCCACACCGUCUCAUGGAUCAACAUUUUGGCAUGGGACUUCAUCCUGAACAAUUGACAUUUCUUCCUUCCUGGCCGAAUUCGAUUUUAAACAACAGAGCUGCCUUGGAUCUUUAUUACAGACCGAUAUCAUCUGAGUUGCUACGUCGUGGCGAGACUGGUACAUCGACCAUCACUGCAGGAAAGGACACUUUUAAGGUUAUGCUCGAUGUACAACAAUUCAAGCCAGAAGAGAUCAGCGUGAAAGUCAUCGAUCGAUGUGUCGUGGUCGAAGCGAAACACGAGGAGAGAAAAGACGAGCAUGGUUUAAUUUCGAGACAAUUCAUGAGAAAGUACUGGCUACCCCAGCAAGUAGAAGAGAAUGAAUUGUCAUCGAAUAUAUCAUCCGACGGCAUAUUAACGAUUACGGCACCAUUAAAGGAGAAAGAAGGAAAGUCGAACGAAAGAAGGAUCAAAAUAGAAUUGACAGACAAACCUGCCAUUCGAUUUGACAAACCAAGUGAAGGAAAAACCACUGCUACGAAACCCGAGACACCGGAUUCCCCCAAAUUAUCUUUUUUAGAGAGCUAA
Habropoda laboriosa is the source of this 618-nucleotide messenger RNA. RefSeq names its product protein lethal(2)essential for life-like. Gene Ontology annotation, biological process: protein refolding; response to heat. Lineage: Eukaryota; Metazoa; Arthropoda; Insecta; Hymenoptera; Apidae. The transcript has a single exon. The coding region runs from base 1 to 618 and encodes 205 amino acids. Gene Ontology annotation, molecular function: protein folding chaperone. The record is from RefSeq and is a predicted model, not a curated record.